GAAUGCUUUAAAGGAUUUGAAUACUAAAAAGUAUUUACAAAAUCGAAUACUGCCCAGCUCUGGAGUCAAUGCACCCUCGGAUUCUUUGCAGAGUGGCAAAGCGAAGCUGUGGAAAUUGGUCCCUAGGCUAUUGAUUCACCCUAAAAAAAUUCGAAAUAAUUCGCUCACGAGAAUAUGGGUCUCACAGAAAACUGUGCAUCCCCUAAAAAGCUGGUUCAGAAAAUUUCUCUUGGAGCGAGUUUCAGCGGGGAUAACGAACUGUUGAGAUGGAAUUGGUCGCGGCGAGUCUUCCCCUUGAAGACGAUAAUUAUGGAAAAUCUAUUUUGGACUUCCCAAAGUCUUCGGUAUUUUUGAAUGAAUGAAUAUCCAUCCACAAUUAUUGAAAUGGGUUUGCAAUAUUGUAACUUUAUCAAAGACUUAUACAAACAACUUUCUAUUUGAUUCUAAACUUCCUGAUUUCUUAUCAUCCUAAUUACGCCAGCCGAAGAUAAAUGAACAACCUCAGUACCACUCUAGCUAUGAAGUACCUCGUUGGACUGUUACUGCUGCUCGCAUCCGCACGGGCUGUAGAGAAUCAUGGAAACAGCUUCGUGAAGGGCAUCGCCAACGCAAUUGAGGAAACGUGCAAGAGAAAUGGUGGCGAGUUUAGCUACGAUAACUUGGUGAAGUCGGUUGGGGAGAUGAGUAAUUUUACGAACACCCGGUUUAGUCUGCAGAAAAUUAAGGACGAAGUGAAGAGGUCGCGCACUACCGGAGAUUUGAAUGAGGUCGUGGGGAAGUAUUGCGAUUUACGCGUUGCGCUGCUCGAGCGCGUCCAUGCAAUGAUGGAUGGAUUUGCAAACUGCGUGGAGGUCGACAAAAGGAACGUCUUCACUCAGAUUUGGAAGGUGACGGAUGGGUUAGUCAACUUUGUUUGUGAAAGCGACGGGGAACGAAUCGUUUCUUACAUCGUAGAAGAUGGCUUUCAGUGCGUUAAUGACAAAUGGGUUCCUAUGCAAAAGUGUGGGUCUGCUGCUGUCGAUAAGUUUAGCGAGACAUGGGACGCGUGUCGCGGUUUCACAGAAGUUCAGCAGUGUGUCGUGAAGACAAUGAGCAAUUGUAGCAACAGUAUUCCAGCAACAAUCUUGGACGAGCUCCUUAAUUUUCUGUACAUUUCUCAAUGUUCUAAUUUAGCAUAAGUAUGGAUUAUUGAAUAAAGUGCUCUCCAAAC
Molecule: messenger RNA, 1210 nt
Organism: Photinus pyralis (common eastern firefly)
Lineage: Eukaryota; Metazoa; Arthropoda; Insecta; Coleoptera; Lampyridae
Product: 27 kDa hemolymph glycoprotein-like
Exons: 5
Coding region: 492-1178 (228 amino acids)
Source: RefSeq, a predicted model, not a curated record